Acanthosepion pharaonis is the source of this 522-nucleotide messenger RNA. The record is from the annotation of a GenBank genome assembly. NCBI's taxonomy places the organism in Eukaryota, Metazoa, Mollusca, Cephalopoda, Sepiida, Sepiidae.
AUGAAUCUCUGUCAAUCAAUGACAAUAAAGGUUAUUUAUUGCUCUCGGUAUGUUCAUAUCUAUCUAUCUAUUUAUCUAUCUAUCUAUUUAAUUGUCUUGGAUUGUUCAUAUCUAUCUAUAUGUGCAUCUAUCUCAUAUGUUAAUAUCUAUCUAUCUAUCUAUCUAUCUAUCUAUCUAUCUAUGUUCAUAUCUCUCUAUCACUUAAUUUAUCUAUCUCAAUAUUUUCAAAUCUAUCUUGGAUUGUUCAUAUCUAUCUAUAAAUCUAUCUAUCACAGUAUAUUCAUAUCUAUCUUUCUCAGUAUCUUCAUAUCUAUUCAUCUUUCUUCAUAUGUUCAUUUCUAUCUCUCUCUCUCUCUCUCUAUCUAUCUAUUUAAGAUUAUUUAUUUACCUAUUUAUCAGUCUAUUUCUCUAUCUAUCUAUUUAUCUAUAACAGUCUGUUCAUAUCAAUCCAUCUAUCUGUGUGUUUAUAUUACUUCAUUUUUCUACAAUAAAUCAAAUAUUUCCAUUGAUCGGAUGCUAUAG